Molecule: messenger RNA, 471 nt
Organism: Polychytrium aggregatum
Lineage: Eukaryota; Fungi; Chytridiomycota; Chytridiomycetes; Polychytriales
Exons: 1
Coding region: 1-471 (156 amino acids)
Source: RefSeq, a predicted model, not a curated record
AUGCAGAUCCUGUCCUUGCGCGUGUCGGGCCGUGGCUUGCUGGGCUUGCUCGCUGGGCACCGGGCUCGCUUCGGGUUGGCCGGCUGGUUGGUCUGCCGCCGCGCUGGUUGCGUUGUGCUAGUGCCCCCGCCGUCCCGUGCUCCGCUGCCGGCCGCUGCCGGCCUUGCUGGGCAGUUCCCGUGCCGGCCGAGCAAGGAGCGGCCUGCUGCGAGGGGGCGGGGCGGUCCGCGUGGGUCGUCCGGGGAGGAAGACGGGCCCGGUGACGGUGGUGGCGAGCAGGAGAAUGAGAAGCACGCAGGACGGGCGAGGGCGACGCAGAGCAUCACGGCCCAUACUGGGUGGCAUGCGGGCGGCGUGUCGGCUGUCUGGGUUGCUCGUGGUGGGGAGCGGUGUGGCGACGGCCGUGUCCGCAUGAAAUCCAGAUGCAUAUUUGCCCUCGCGUGGCCGGGAUCGUCGGCCGCGGUCCCAUGA